This is a messenger RNA of Ctenocephalides felis (cat flea), 1938 nucleotides long. Its product is annotated as major facilitator superfamily domain-containing protein 12-like. The record is from RefSeq and is a predicted model, not a curated record. Gene Ontology annotation, molecular function: symporter activity. The transcript is spliced from 11 exons. Gene Ontology annotation, cellular component: membrane. Gene Ontology annotation, biological process: carbohydrate transport. NCBI's taxonomy places the organism in Eukaryota, Metazoa, Arthropoda, Insecta, Siphonaptera, Pulicidae. The coding region runs from base 166 to 1764 and encodes 532 amino acids.
AUUUGGCAUGUGUGUUUAUUUAAAACUUUCGCAAAAAAUCCGAAUAGAUCAUUAUCAGAAAUAAUUAGUCACAGCACAAAAUGGUUUAGCAAAUACUGCGCGACAAUAAACCAAAUUUUUACCACAUCACACAAACAAAGUAUUACUAAAUAGUAUUCUUCUACAAUGGAUGCUCCGAUAGAAACAUCACACAAAGUUUCUUGGCGUAAUUUUAUAGGUUAUGGCAUUGGACAUGUUUUAAACGAUGUCUGUGCUUCAAUGUGGUUCACAUAUCUUUUAGUAUAUUUUCAUCUUGUGCUCGGAUUCAGUUCUGCUCAAGCUGGAGUCGUUUUACUAGUUGGACAGAUUGCUGACGCCUUAGCAACUCCUUUCGUCGGUUUUCAUUCAGACAAAACUGAUGACUGGUGGUUGUGCAGAUACGGACGUAGGAAAACAUGGCAUUUAUUAGGAACUUUAUGCACAGCUGUAGCCUUUCCUUUUAUAUUCUCUCCUUGUGUCGGAUGCACAAACAGUCACGCAUGGGCACAAUUGUUUUACUAUUGUGCAUUUGUAUGCAUUUUCCAAUUCGGCUGGGCUGCUGUUCAAAUUAGUCACCUGGCUCUUAUACCAGAACUAUCAGCAGAUGAGCAUGAUAGAACUAAAUUGGCUGCUAUAAGAUAUAGUUUCACAGUUUUUUCAAGUUUGUUAGUUUAUGCCGUAACAUGGAGUUUAUUAGAAUCAGCAUUACCAGAGUCUGAUGCCGGUCCCAAAAAUGCAUCAAUGCUUUUGAAUGAGUAUAGUUAUGAUAAUAUGUCAUAUUACAAUAGUUUUAUUGCAAUGAGUACAGGGUUAACGAGUGGAAAGAUUUUGUUUGAUUCUGAAAGUGUGCAACCUAAUAUAUCGGAAGAAGUUGGAAAACAAGUUGGUCCUGAUGAUGCUAUUAAGUUUCAAGAAAUUGUUUUAGUCGGUUUGUCCUUUGGUGCUUUAUGUUCUGCCCUAUUUCACAUCCUGGUUCGAGAAAAAAAUCAAACAGUAUUAGAAAGAUCAGAAGCCGGUACCGGAUCCAGAACAACAUUCAGUCUACUUAAAGAUUAUAAAACGUACCAGGUUGCAGGAAUGUACAUGUGCACCAGACUGUUUGUAAAUCUGACACAAGUGUUUACACCAUUGUAUCUGCACGAGACUUUGGAAAUGUCGGCUGGUCAAUUAGCCUUAAUUCCUUUGGUUAUGUUUAUAAGUAGUCUGGUGACAUCACCAUUGAUACAACCGAUUAAUAAAUGUUUUGGAAGAAAGUUGGCUUAUGGGAUCGGAGCAGUGUUAGGAAUAUCAGCUUGUAUAUGGGCCAGAUUCGGCAACGGCGAGUUUUACAUCACGUAUUUAAUAUAUGUCGUAGCAGUAUUAUUUGGUGCUGCUGGUUCAAUUCUUCUAGUAACAAGUUUAGGAGUUACUGGUGAUUUUAUAGGCAAAGACACCGAUAGCGGUGCAUUAGUUUAUGGAUUGAUGAGCUUUACUGAUAAACUUUCGAAUGGAUUGGCUGUGAUUGUUAUACAAAACUUGGAAAGCAAAUUUACUGGAGUGACAUUCUACCGUGACGUCCUUACAUACGUUUGUGGAAGCUCGGCUUUGCUUGGUGUUAUCUUUUUAGCGUUUUUCAAACACGGAAACGGUACGCCCCCAUAUGAAAGCCUCCUCGACAGCAGAACAAACAUCAACGAAGAAAUAACAUCAAACGAAAACCGGCAAAUAAAUAACGCAUCACAAAACGCUCCCCGAGAAGUUUUAUAAUAUUUCUAUUACUUUUUAGUGAUAUUUUUGUAUCUAAGAUUUAUAUUUUCACAUAGAACUCAAUUUCUGUGCCUUUGACGACCACAAAGUGGUCGAAAAUGAAUAUACAUAUUUGUGAUAUGGUUUUAAAUCAACAGACCAAAAGAUAUUACGAAAUUAUUUUAUCACACUUUU